GAUUUAGCAUUCGAAAGAUUUAUCACUUUUAUCUGUAUAAUUUCAGUUCAGCAGAUUUCCGGAAAGACAUCUUUCGCAAGAGGUGUAGGUGAUUGAGCGGACAGCUAUAGUAUAAAGAGCCGGUUCUUCAAUUUGCCGAUCAUUCGAUUCAUCACGAAUUUUGUGCAAUCGAUUUCCGGUGCCAGAUGGAUACAUCAAGAUCUCAAGACAAUGGAUUUCUGAAUCCAAAAAUUGUCGAAAAAUCGAAAAGUGCUCGUCAAAUCUUCGCAGCCGUAUCUGCUACUCUGAUCCUGAUUGCUAGUGGAUUUCACAUAGGAUGGGCGUCUCCGUCUUUGGCAAAGCUGCAGGCUAAAGACUCCGACAUCUUGGUUACGUCAAGCCAAGGUUCUUGGAUCGCUAGUUUUCUUCUAAUGGGUAGCAUCUUUGGGACGAUACUUUCUCUCUUACUGAUCGACAGAUGGGGCAGAAAGACGCUACUACUUUUAAUGUCAGUCCCUUUAUUCGUUUCGUGCGUACUCAUUGCUGUCGCACAAACCUACUGGUGGUUUUACCUGGCACGGUUCAUCGCUGGCAUUGGCAAUGGUGCUAUUUUCACUGGUAUGCCAAUUUACGUAAGUGAAAUUGCUGAAGACAGAAUGCGCGGAGCCUUUGGGAUUCUGGUUACAGUUAUGAUGAAUUUAGGAACCCUUAUGUCAUAUGGAAUUGGUCCUUGGGUGAACCGAGCUACUCUUGCAGCGGUUGGUGCUGUCGUUCCCGUUGUCUACACCUUGACGUUUAUCUGGAUGCCGGAAUCGCCGUACUAUUUUGCGAUGAAGAGAGUUCACAGAAAGAGCGAAAAGAGUCUAAAAUGGCUAAGAGGGAUAUCCGACGUUGCCGAAGAGACGAAAAAAAUUCAAAUGAACGUCACGUUGAAGCGAAAGGAUGUUAGAUCGAUAACGGAGCUGUGCACAGUUAAGGGAAAUCAAAAAGCACUAGUCAUCAUGAUUGGGCUGCUGACUUGCCAACAGGCUUCCGGAAUCACAGCGAUUUUAGCUUACUCGACGAUCAUCUUCAACCAGGUGGACUCUGGGCUCAGCACCGGUAUUUUCAUAAUCAUAUUGGGAAUCGUUAAGCUGACAACUGCCGCCAUGGUAAUCUUCUUAGCUGACGUGGCGGGAAGAAGACCUUUGCUUCUCACGUCCAUAUCACUAAGCACACUCUUCUUAUUCGCCGAAGCUGUUUACUUUCAUCUACAAGCCAACGGAGCCGAUUUGACGGCGGUCUCGUGGCUUCCACUGGUGGCAAUGAUUGCAUUUUUGGUCAGCUACACAUCGGGCAUGGGAACUAUACCGAUGGUAACAACCGCCGAAAUAUUUCCCUGCGAGGUCAAGGCCUUAGCCAUGACUGCAGCUGUUACCUACAUGUGCGCAGCUGGAAUUUGCGUUACCAAAUUGUACCAAAUCGUUUCGGAUGCUUACGGCAUCCACGUAGCACUGUAUAUAUUCACAGUCUGUAGUACGGUGUCAACGGCGUUCAUAUUCUUUGUUGUUCCCGAGACGAAAAGGCGUUCGCUAAAUGAGAUUCAAGACGAACUUCACGGAGUUACGAAACCAAUGCUGUGAAUGUAUAUUUUGAUGUAUACUUUCGACUGAAACUUGUCGUGAAAACGAGCAAUGGCGCAGAAUUAAAUUGCGGAAGAAUGUGGGAAAACUGGACGGAG
Molecule: messenger RNA, 1699 nt
Organism: Diprion similis
Lineage: Eukaryota; Metazoa; Arthropoda; Insecta; Hymenoptera; Diprionidae
Product: facilitated trehalose transporter Tret1-2 homolog
Exons: 6
Coding region: 186-1601 (471 amino acids)
Biological process (GO): transmembrane transport
Cellular component (GO): membrane
Molecular function (GO): transmembrane transporter activity
Source: RefSeq, a predicted model, not a curated record